AGCCUAGCUUUUUUGGCUUACAGUUGUGAUAGUGGGAGCUUUGCAGCCAUGAUGAAUUGUGCGAGUGAUUGCGAAUGCCCGCAGGGCCCAAAGAGUUGCAGGCCUGCCCACAUCGUCACCGAGGGUGAUGCAAUAGAUGCAGUCGAAGAAGUUGCAGAAUCAUCCGAGUCACUGUCCAGGUGCAACAAGGUCAAGUUGUGUUUUGAGCGCUGUGAAUCCCUGGACACGGAAGAACCACGCUCCCCACUAUCAAGUGGGAAGUCGGAAGACUUUGGAGACGAUUUUGCUCUAAGUGGCCUAUCCAAGGAGAGUGCGCUUGACUUGCAGCACUGCCUUCUCCAAGCAUUUGCAUCUCCAGGGUUUCAGAAGAGGCUACAUGUGAUUGCCAGAAGAUACAGAGCCUCUCAGGGUAAUGAUCCUGAAAGCUGGAAGGACUUCAAGAACUUGGUGCGGUCUUUCCAAGCCGAAAUCAUACCAGCAUAUGGCUUCGAAGCAUCCAGCCAAGGCGUUCACGACAUGCAGCGUGCUUUUGUAGCGUUCGAAAAUGACCCAGACAUUUACGUGAAUGCUGCGGCCAUCAACGAGGCACUUUUCAGUGCUAUGAAGCUGCCUGACUCAAAGAAGGACCCUACCGAAUGCAUAGGCUUUGGCCGGAAGCCUGGUUCCAGGGUCACAGUCAUGGAUAUGCUCCACAACUUGAUCAUUGCUUUCAGUGGCCCUUCAUUUCAAGAGGAAAUCCGCAAGCUCAAAGUCAGAGCCAACUUCAAUGCUGGACGAGUAGAAGAUCCACGAGGCUAUUACCACUUGCCUGGCAGGGCAGAACUUGCCCUUCCCUUGCAGCAGCCGACUCUGAAAAGCUAUGGCUUUUCGGGAGACAAGAAUGGUGUUCGUGACAUGGUUCGAAGCUGCAUACCAUACCUUGCCGACCCUGAAGUGGCAAGGACCUUUGAUGCAGUGAACUUGAAGCUUGGCAUGUCUCGAGCUGCGGCUGAAAACUUUCGCGAGCUAGCAUGUGAUCUGUAGAUUUGCAGCUUGAACAGCAGCUGCCGGCUACUGUGAGGCUGCUUGAACAGUGCAGCUUGGGCAAUGGUGGCAUUUUGUCGCCUUUCCUUGUAGGCUCACGCUGAGCAUGGAUCUUCCUUAGAAUAGUGUAGGGCUUUUGAAAUGCCUGCGCCUGGAAGGCUCUUGGUAUUUGCACCGUUUUCACAGAACGUUGUGAUCAUAGCUUGGGCUCGAGACUUUGAACAGAGAGCCAAGCAAUGCUCAGAGCGGGCAAGUACCUUGGAGAUUGUGCCCCAAGGGGAGCAUGAGGGAAGACAAGUCGGAUGAUGGCAGGACAGUCAGACCUGUGCAGGGUUGCUGCGCACUUGCAAAUCAGCACAUGAGGCUGGUGCUUUUAUAGCCACCACAGACUUGGGCUUGCGCCGUUUAGAAGUGCAACCUUGGGGAGCUGUACAUUACACAAUUGUGAACAAUUUUGCUUCCGGGGCAUCUGGACAGUGUACAGUUGGCCUAACAAGACAGCGCAGAAAAAACAUGCAGUACAGAAAUUCGAUCUCUAUCCAGUAAAUUGCAAAUUCGGACAGCGCCACAGGCGCUGCAAUUUGGCAGCGGUGCAAUUCUUGGCCUAUUUUGAGCACGAUGGGUGCUUGACCUUGAUUUCUUGCUCGCUCUCGGAACUGAGCACAGGAACUUUAGACUUUGCCCGCCCUUUACGGGUGGCUGCUUGCGGGGCUUGCAG
This is a messenger RNA of Durusdinium trenchii, 1741 nucleotides long. The record is from the annotation of a GenBank genome assembly. Lineage: Eukaryota; Dinophyceae; Suessiales; Symbiodiniaceae.